Argentina anserina (silverweed cinquefoil) is the source of this 1051-nucleotide messenger RNA. RefSeq lists its product as uncharacterized. NCBI's taxonomy places the organism in Eukaryota, Viridiplantae, Streptophyta, Magnoliopsida, Rosales, Rosaceae. The coding region runs from base 41 to 607 and encodes 188 amino acids. The transcript has a single exon. The record is from RefSeq and is a predicted model, not a curated record.
CCUAGCUCUCCCUUUUCAUUCGACAUUGAUUUCACCUUCAAUGGAGGAAAGAAAAGGAGAUGUUAGAGUCUCUAUCAUCUCAGCGGUCUUCUUCACCUGCAUUGUGGCUGGAGCAGUCUUUCUUUUCCUUUACAUGCUUCUACCAGGUAAAAAAGUCAAGCUAUGGUAUCCCAUUGUGGGUUUGAUACUUGUGGCCGUUCCAUGGCUUUUCUGGACCGUGACAUGCGCCUACAGGUGCCUCAAGCCAGGAGAUAGCUGCACACAAAUCGAUGGCAGUGGCCGGUAUGACAAGGCAGAUGCAGGUGGAGGAGGAGGAGGAAGCAGCCACACAGCCACCACGGCCCCAGCCUCCAGCAGUGUAGCAAUGAUUGCCAAUGCAUCAUCAGCUGCAGGGUCCCCUGUGAAUUCCCCAAGCGGCAAUCAGCGCCAUGUGCAGUUUGCCGGGGUUGUUGUGAUGGGAGGUAAUGAUGGAAAUGGAGGCCAAACCCAAAAGGCACCUGAGGCAGCUGCUGCACAAUAUCAAGCCAUAGAUGUGGAGGAUCACAGUAGGACAAAUGGCUCAAUUGCUUCUACAGAAAGUGAAAUGCCAUUGAGAUUAAUGGUUUGAUUUUGAUAAUUUUAUUGACAUAAAUUGUCAAUUUUGGUGGUGAUUAAUGGAUGAUUUGUAGAUAUCCUUCAAGGAGGACUAGUUUACUGGGGUGCGACCAUUUGAAUUUCUCAUUGCAAGAACAAAUGGCAUCAAUGAAGCAAUGAAAGGCAUGAAUCAUAUGCUAAUUUUUCUUGCAAGAACAAGGAAAAAAAGCUCGAGACAGACAGAGGGAGAGAAAGAUUGAUUAUAUAGAUGGGAGAUGAUUAAUGGGGAAGUCUGGUGUGAUCUUCAAUCAUGACUGCAGCAAAGGGAUUGAGAUGAAAUGAUUUCAAGGUAAAUUGCAACAACAUGAUAUUUGUGUUUAGUAGCAUGAUGGCAAUUAAAAGUGAGACUAACUAAAGCUGUUUAGAUUAAUUGCUCCUGUUGUAUGUUGUAAUAUGGUUUCUCAAGCUUCAUAAUAUA